This is a messenger RNA of Salvelinus namaycush (lake trout), 1905 nucleotides long. It is a transcript of the gene prlra, whose product is annotated as prolactin receptor a. The record is from RefSeq and is a predicted model, not a curated record. Gene Ontology annotation, cellular component: membrane; external side of plasma membrane; signaling receptor complex. Gene Ontology annotation, molecular function: cytokine receptor activity; cytokine binding. NCBI's taxonomy places the organism in Eukaryota, Metazoa, Chordata, Actinopteri, Salmoniformes, Salmonidae. The transcript is spliced from 8 exons. Gene Ontology annotation, biological process: cytokine-mediated signaling pathway. Bases 1 to 1905 code for a protein of 634 amino acids.
AUGAUGUGGAGAGACGUGGGAGUAACACUGAUACUGUCACUAAUCCUGCCUGUGGUUGCUCAGGGAGCACGCCACACCCCCCCAGGAAAGCCCAAGCUGACCAGCUGUAGGUCCCCAGAUAAGGAGACCUUCACCUGCUGGUGGGAGGCAGGCUCUGACGGGGGGCGACCCACCACCUACUCCCUCUUCUACCACAAAGAGAACUCUGACACAGUCUAUGAGUGUCCAGACUACCGUACAGCGGGGGCCAACUCCUGUUUCUUCAACAAGAAUGAAACAUCCAUCUGGGUCAACUACAAUAUCACUGUAGUGGCCACCAACGCCCUCGGCAACAACUUCUCUGACCCUGUGGAUGUAGACGUGGUCUAUAUAGUCCAGCCACACACACCAGAGAACGUGACGGUAGGGGUGUUGGAGGACGAAGAUGGUCCCUUCCUCAGGGUGUCAUGGGAACCGCCCCGUAAGGCCGACACACGUUCCGGCUGGAUCACCCUCAUCUAUGAGCUCAGGGUCAAACUGGAGGAGGCGGAGGAGUGGGAGGAGCACCGCGCAGGUCAACAGAAAAUGUUCAACAUCUUCAGCCUGCAUUCUGGUGGUGUCUACAUGGUGCAGGUCCGUUGCAAGCCAGACCACGGCUUCUGGAGCGAGUGGAGCACCGCCAGCUAUGUCAAAGUUCCAGACUACAUUCCUCGGGAACGAUCCAUGUGGAUCCUGAUAGCCGUCUUCUCUGCCUUCAUCUUCUUGAUUCUCACAUGGAUUAUCACCAUGAACAGAAGCAGUGUGAAGCACUGUCUACUACCUCCUGUUCCUGGACCUAAAAUAAAAGGAUUUGAUCAACAGCUUCUCAAGAAGGGCAAGCCAGAAGAGGUAUUCAACGCCUUGGUAGUCCAAAGUUUCCCUCCGAGGUCUACUGACUACGAGGACCUGCUGGUGGAAUACCUGGACGUGUACGUCAACGAGAAACAGGAACUGAUGCCGGAGGGAAAAGACCUCCAAGAUGUUGGCUGCCUCAAGUCCAAGAGCCAGUCGGACAACGACUCGGGCCGGGGAAGCUGUGACAGCCACACCUUGCUGAUGGAGAAGUGUGGAGGUGUGGAGUCCAAGGAGGAGUCGAGCUACGAGGAACCCGAGCUACUGCAAGGCCAGGCGGGGUCUUGGGAGAGGCUAGAGAAGGGAGACAGCCAGGAGGUGGACACCCCAGAUUCAUCAGAUGGGAGGGUUAAGACCUGGCCAUCAGUCUUCUCCCCAUCGAUCCAUGGAUCCUCCGACAACCACCACUAUGGUACACUUGAGAUGCCCAAGCAGCACAGCACAAGUGAGAUAACAUACAGCGUCCCAGAUCAUCUCUUCCCCACAUCCACCUCCUUUCCCCACCACCACCACCCAGAGUACAGCGACAGCCUGUACCAUCUCAGUAGAUCCCCAUCCGCUGGAGUUGCUUACCACUGGGAGGCCCAGCACCACCCCCAGGCCCACAGCAACUUCAACAUCCGCAAUCUGGAGCGCCAGAAAGAAGCCACAGGGCUUGGGCUGCCCCCCUCCCGGUCCAUGGAGUAUGUGGAGGUCCAGAAAGUGAACCAGGAGAACCAGCUGGUCCUGAAGCCCCUCUCCAGCCACGGCCGGGGCCCCUUCCAGGUGCAGUUCGGCGGGGCCGGGGUGAACUACAGUAAAGUCAACGGGGUGAACAAUGACAACGUGCUCUUGCUGCAGAGGCAGAGGGAGAUGGCUGAAGCUGGGCAGUACUGUGACUACCAGGAGAAGGAGGGGGGUUCUGCUGAGAGAUAUCCCACACAGCAGCAGGGCAAGACGGCCAAAGACGGACCUGUAGCUACCCUGCUCCAGGAGAGCACGUGCCUGACCACCAGCGGCUAUGUGGACACUGCCCCCACGAUGCCCACCUUCUAG